UUUGGCUAAAUGUCAAGCUAGCCUUUGAGCCGCUGUGGUUCGAGGAUAUAAAGUUAAUGCCACCAUUAAUUAAGUUGUUUCUUCUGUCGAGCAUCAGUGAACUGCGAUGACGUCAUUAUCCGGAGAACGCGCGUAGGACCGGCGCUGUUGAGAUCUCGUGUAGUUUGACGUUCCUCUCACGUUAGCGGCGACUCGUCUCCACGAGCCGGAGUCUUGAGAAGCAGCGGAAGGCUGCGAGGACUGUUAGCCGGCUGCCCGAAACAAACCGCGAGCGACACUUGCACCGUCAACGCGGAGAAAGCGACGGCUGUGCGCGGUGUCACGUGCUCCGUCGAGUUACAAGGAGCUCGCGGCGUCACGACGCUGGCUGCGACUCCGCCGAGAAGCGGAUGGAUUUAGCUCACAAAGCUAACAAAACACGAAGCUAGGGACGGGUCUUCUGCUACACUGGAGCUGGCGUCGUCACACCUCCCGUCUCUGAAACCCGGCUGUUGGGCCUGAGAACCAAGAAGAUGUCCGAGGGAGAAAACAAGCAGGCCUCAGAGACUGCCCAGGAAGUGAAGGCAGAGUCCAUUGUUGCUGCACCCACGGGUCAAGCAGUGUCAUCGGUGGCUCCCCCUGUGUCGAUGGUGACAAAGCCGGCAGCUACUGCUGCCACGGAGGACGAGGAAGAGGAGAGUGAGGAUGAGUCGGAGAUUUUGGAGGAAAGCCCGUGUGGACGCUGGCAGAAACGCAGAGAAGAGGUGAAUCAGCGAAACGUCCCGGGGAUCGAUAAUGCUUACUUGGCCAUGGACACUGAGGAAGGAGUUGAGGUGGUGUGGAACGAGGUCAUGUUCUCUGAAAGGAAGAAUUUCAAACUACAGGAGGAAAAAGUCAAAGCCGUUUUUGACAAUCUGAUCCAGCUGGAGCACUUGAACAUUGUGAAGUUCCACAAGUACUGGGCCGACGUCAAAGAGAACAGAGCGAGGGUCAUAUUCAUCACCGAGUACAUGUCCUCGGGAAGUCUCAAACAGUUUUUGAAAAAGACGAAGAAAAACCACAAGGCCAUGAACGAAAAGGCCUGGAAGCGCUGGUGCACACAAAUACUCUCGGCCCUCAGCUACCUGCACUCAUGUGAACCUCCCAUCAUUCAUGGCAACUUAACCUGUGACACCAUCUUCAUCCAGCACAACGGCCUCAUCAAGAUUGGCUCAGUUGCUCCAGACACCAUCAAUAACCAUGUGAAAACCUGCCGGGAAGAACAAAAGAGUCUUCACUUCUUUGCUCCAGAAUAUGGAGCUGUUGCCAACGUUACCACAGCUGUGGAUAUCUAUUCCUUUGGAAUGUGCGCCUUAGAGAUGGCUGUGUUGGAAAUCCAGAGCAAUGGAGAUUCGUCUUACGUGUCCCAAGAAGCCAUAAACAGUGCCAUCCAGUCCCUAGAGGACCCAUUGCAACGGGAAUUUAUCCAGAAGUGUCUGGAGGUAGACUCCAGCAAACGGCCCACAGCGAAGGAGCUGUUGUUUCACCAGGCCUUGUUUGAGGUGCCCUUACUCAAGCUGCUGGCUGCACACUGCAUCGUCAGCCACCAAUAUAUGAUUCCAGAAAAUGCUUUAGAAGAGAAGACAAAGAACAUGGACCUUGCCUUGGUCAUCGUCGAGGUGAAGGACGGAGUAAAGAUGAAGCUCUCCCAGUUUCCUGCACUUGAGCUGGACAAGUUCCUGGAAGAUGUCCGGAAUGGGAUCUAUCCUCUAACGGCGUUUGGCGUACCGAGUCCACACCAACUUCAGCGGGAGGCGGUGAAGUCGCCCAUAGUACCCCCCUCCGUGAAAACCCCGACCCCCGAACCUGCAGAACUCGAGACCAGGAAGGUUCUUCAGAUGCAGUGCAAUAUUGAGCCUGUUGAGGGAAGCAAGCACCAUCUGACCUUGUUGUUGAAACUUGAGGAUAAGUUGAACAGGCACUUAAGCUGUGAUUUGUUACCCAAUGAGAACGUGCAGGAGCUCUCUGGGGAGCUUGUUCAGCUGGGAUUCAUCAGUGAGGGCGAUCAACCACGACUUGCAUCCGUUCUUGAAGAGGCCUUUUCAAAGUUCUACAGCCGGAACGGUUCUCUGAAUCCGGUGACCGUUUCCUCGUAGCGGAGGACUCACUCGGCCUUCGGUCCGCCCUCCUCGUCCUCGACAACGGGACUAUCUUUUUGCUUUGUGAGGACGGAGGAGGAAGCCGAUGGCUGCUGACCCUGCAGCCCGUCGUCUCUUCUGGUGGGGAAAGCUGCCACUGAGUGGCCGUCGCUGUCAACCUUUUUUUCUUUCUUUUUUCUCCCACCCAACACGGCCAUCGGCUUCUCUUUUAAAAGAAGAAAUCCUAGUUGCAACUUAAAGAAAAAUACAGAUGUGUUCACUAUUUUGGCACUUAUUUAUUUCGUAGUGAGGAAAGAGGUAAGCUGCAUUAGACUGGAAGACAGGAUUAUUUUUCUUAAGUCAGUGUUAAAACUGUAUUUUAAACAUUUUUACUUAAGACUGUUCAAUAGUUGUCUGUAUAAAAAUAAUGGUUGUCCCGGCAUACUGAAGUGUAUGUAUUAUAGUGUCGUGCGGUCUUGUCUGGUCCUUUAAACGUUCUCCUCAGCAGCGCCUCUGGAAUGCAUCGAGCUAGUGAUGCCACAGGUGCAACGUCACGUCCCCAUUCUGUAAUUAUACAAAGUAGUCGUGACAUAUGCAGCCGCAACACAAUUUGAAGAGCUGUAGCUGAAGUAUAACUAUUUAUUUGUGUAUUUUUCUUUUUGUCUAAUUCACUUCCAGCACUAAGGUCGGUGGUUGUUUAAAUGUAUGCUUUUUAUUUGCUUUCUUUCUUUUUAAAUCACUAUUUUGCUCCGAAUGGAGGGCGUCAUCACGUGACCGCUCCAAACUGCUGUAGCUUCUGUUUUCCCAGCGGCCCUUGCAGCGCACAUGGAGUCGGACGAGAAUAAUAAAAAGUUGUCUUUCGGGGACGUUUCACACGGCAGAGGUCGGUUGGAUUGAUGUGGCGAUGGUUUCAUCUGUUUUCAGGACGGUCAGUAAAUGCAUGUCUGCUUUUCUGUGUCUAAAUAGAAAACUGAUGCACGCAACGAGCUUACUUCUCGAGUCGAUCUUUAUCAUCUUAACAGCAAUGAUGAAAGAGUUGCGUAAUAAUCAUGCAGAGGAGGGUUUGUCGGCUCUGGUCUGUCAACAUUUAGAUUGUGUGACUCCGACUCAUUUGUUUUCUGAAGUAUUCUGGGUGACACCAGAGCUGAAAUAUUGCUCCUGCCAUAUUGGGAACUCUGUUUGCACUGCUGUACACUUUUAUAUCCUGUGGCCUCUGGCAUCUCCACGUCGACACUUUGGAAGUGGCAUCAGUCACGAUGCCAGUGAUGGAGGGAACAACUCUUUGCUGUGACCCUCCUGCUGGUCUGGAGAUCCGAGUGUGGAACUGCCUGACAUGCUUAACCAUCGUGUACACUGUAGGCUGUACUCAGUGCUCUGUUUCUUUUUCACUUCCUGAAAUAAAUAUUUACACUUCA
Pseudoliparis swirei is the source of this 3511-nucleotide messenger RNA. RefSeq names its product nuclear receptor binding protein 1 (gene nrbp1). Gene Ontology annotation, molecular function: ATP binding; protein kinase activity. The record is from RefSeq and is a predicted model, not a curated record. Gene Ontology annotation, biological process: endoplasmic reticulum to Golgi vesicle-mediated transport; protein phosphorylation; intracellular signal transduction. NCBI's taxonomy places the organism in Eukaryota, Metazoa, Chordata, Actinopteri, Perciformes, Liparidae. The coding region runs from base 513 to 2114 and encodes 533 amino acids. Gene Ontology annotation, cellular component: endomembrane system; cytoplasm. The transcript is spliced from 18 exons.